This is a messenger RNA of Diprion similis, 2074 nucleotides long. Its product is annotated as ubiquitin-conjugating enzyme E2 J2. Lineage: Eukaryota; Metazoa; Arthropoda; Insecta; Hymenoptera; Diprionidae. The record is from RefSeq and is a predicted model, not a curated record. The transcript has 4 exons. The coding region runs from base 485 to 1186 and encodes 233 amino acids.
UACACGGGAUGUUGGAUUGUUUCACUUCCGGUAUACGGGUCUUCCAUCAUAUGUUUGUGUGCCGUAAAAACUGUUGGUUGUCAAAGUUAAGAUAAUAGUCAAAGUCGGAAGAUAUUUUUUCAUUCGUUGUGUUUCCUGAUUCCUAACAAUCGCAAUAAUAUUCGCCCCGUAUUUAGCCAGGGAUUAUCAAGGCUCCACGAGUGUAUCCUUAAGUCGUACUUUCCCAACGCACAACUUCCAGUUAACCUUUACAACGUUGACGUGGUUUUUUUUAUCGUCAAAACUGACGUCUGACUCCUCUCCGAAAAUAGGUUAUCACGUUAUAUGUAUACAUGUAAUUAAUUAUAUGGCGGUAAUGUGGCUCGCAAAAAACAACUGAGCCUAAUGUGAAAAAUAAUUAAUACUUAUUCGUGAAUAUAAGUGUGAAAACAGUGAAGUUCUCCUUAACAGUAGUUCCGAUCAACCCAGCCUAGUUUACAUAUAUAUGGUAAUAAUGAAUAGAAAGCCAAACACUGCUACUGCUAGAUUAAAGCAAGACUAUUUGAGACUGAAAAAGGACCCGGUGCCGUACGUCGUCGCUGAACCCGUUCCUUCAAAUAUCUUAGAAUGGCAUUAUGUCGUCAACGGUCCGGAAAGUACACCUUACGAGGGUGGAUUUUAUCACGGAAAGCUCGUAUUUCCAAGGGAGUUUCCUUUCAAACCACCUAGUAUAUACAUGACCACACCAAACGGCAGAUUCAAAGUAAAUACACGGCUUUGUCUAUCCAUAUCUGACUUUCAUCCAGACACAUGGAACCCGGCGUGGAGUGUUUCCACCAUUCUUACCGGCCUCCUUAGCUUCAUGAUUGAAAAGAGCCCAACUUUGGGCAGCAUAGAGACACCAGACUAUGAAAAAAGACUGUUGGCAUCGCAGAGCCUUGAGUACAACCUCAAGGAUAGUAUAUUUUGCGAAUUAUUCCCAGACACAGUAUCGGCUAUAAAAGCAGAGUUGGAGCGCCGCAAAGAACUGGAAAAGCAGGCAAGGCAUCAGUCGACAGCAUCUGAAGUAUCUUCGUUAAUUAGAGAUCAGUUUCAGAGAGAACAGAGUCCGCUUCAUAGUGCCCUCACUAACCUUAUUGUUAUCAUAGGUUUCGCCGCUUUUGCCUAUACUGUGAAGUAUGUUUUGAGAAGCAUCGCUACCGAGUAAAUUAAUUCUAGUUAUAUCAUAGACAUAUAAUGUUCUAUUCUACUGAAAACCUAAGAAUGGUGUUCGUAUAUCUGUUAUACAAACACACUAGGAGCUUCGAAAGAUCUGAUAUCUAGCGACUGGUCGAGCAGACGUAGAUGAUAGUUCUUUUGUCCUGAACACGGAUUUGGAUGAAACAAUGAUCAUGUUUUGAUACUGAGAUUGACUAUUUUGUCUAAUCUAACCAAGUUCAUAAUCAAAUUGUUGAGUGAAUUACUCGCAUUCUCCACUCAAACACAUGCAUUUCCAUUUUUCCUCUAUAUAUUUUCUUUUGAACAAUUGUGUGAUUCAAUGUUCAUGUGUUAUUUAGUGUUUGUAUUAUAAUUAUCGUUGAAUAUGCAGAUUCUAAAUUGCAAAACAGUAGUAAUAUGAUAAAAUAUAUUUCUAAAAAUUUAUAGAAUUCCUUUUACCUUGUUAUUGAUUUUAAUUAAGUACAAUAUUACCCACGAAUUCGAGCAAAUUUUUGUAUUUAUUUCACGUUUUCCAUUCAUGAAAUAGGAUGCUUGAAGAACUUUUGCAUUUCUUCAACUAUGGAAAAGUAAUUACACAACCAAGUCUGGAAUUAAGCGUGUAUGUUGCUCGACCAAUUAGCCAUUUAAUUCAAUCAUCAUCUGCAUGUCGAUAUGUAUUAUAUGUAUAAUCCCCGAUCGAUGCAGGCAGUUUAUGUUAUCGAAUUAAACAAAAUGCCGCUUUCACUAAUAUUUCAAACAUACGUUUUAUUUGCAAGCAUAAACAUCUUUACUAGAAAACAGGCACGUUUCUGCCUCGUAUCUCAUCCCUAUCAAAUACGAACUCAGUAUGAAUUCAAUUAGUUUCUGUGAUUGAAAUUAACUUGACGUUAAUUUUUAU